AUGUCGACCCAAUCUCCUCAUCCUCCAACCCCCAAGGGUUCGCGCAACAACCGCCGUCCACAGAAGAAGAACAUGACGCCUCAAGCGCAUAAACCGGGUCUCCUCUCGACCCCGCCGUCAUCUCCGCCGCGGAAUAUGAGCCCAGCCGGGAAUCAGACUGACUCAAACAUCAACAACUCGAAGAAGAAGCCUAUGCGAUCUGCAAAGAAACCGCGCGACAACAAGGCUUCACCGGCACCAACCAACGGUUAUUUCCAGAAUACUGGGCACCAGAACAAUACCCAACGACAAACCCCGUCGCACACGGUUGCCUCCCCUCAGAUGAAGGAUAGUGCCGCCUAUGCAGGCCCAACCUUCCAUGCAUCGCCCGCUCCUUCAGCGCUUCCCAUGCCCAGCUUUUUCUCCAAGUCAGCUCCUGAUUCAGAUCUCGUGCCACCGAUCGAGACCGACAGCGAUAUUGCGGAGAAUGAACCCGAACCGGAUGUGACUCCUUCUAAACCUCGAAGCCGACCUCAGACCACAGGCACUGAACCGAAACCCACUCCUCUGGACUUCCUCUUCCAGGCUGCUGUACAAGCCAGGAAUACCAAGUCGACGAGCAGCCCUGAAGUGAAUAAGCUUCGAUCGCCUCAGACUGAACCCAGAGCUAUGCGCUCCAACGCAGAUGGCAUGUUUGCUUUUGAGAUGGAGACUUCGGUUUCUCCACGCAAUUCGCAUAUUGGUCCUUCAUUUGCUCCUUCCUAUCAGGACCGUAUGAACGCUUUGCAAAACACUCGAUCCUCGAGCACUCCCCAGUCUCCCAAUAUCACUGAGGAGCAGCGCAGAAUGAAGACCGAGGAGUUGAAGCACUUACUUCUCAAUCCGCGUCCCCAGAAGCCACCCUCGGCUCAACCCACUCCUGAUUCAGCCGCAUUUGGUGCGCGUCCAUCGAACAUCCCCCCUUAUGCUACCCCCAUGCGAACUUCCUCUGGACCCCCCAUGACCAUGUCGCAUGGCUCUUUCUCCGGUCAGCAGCAGGCCAUUCCUAACAACGCUGGCCGUGCUCCUUACCCCUACCCUCCUCAUUCCCACUCGCCGCUGCGCCGUGAGGUUCCCCCUGCUCAUUCACCUUACGGUGUUUCGAACGGCUCCUCGCCGGCCCCGUUCAGGGGUCCUUACAUGCCGAGCCCUCCACCUCAACGGCUCAACUACACCUCUCCGCAGCCACAAUACCCGGCUGGUUUCCGCAUGCCGACAAGCUCGCCUUCUGCUGCCCAGUCCAUGGACACUAAGCAAAUCGAGGAUGACAUUCGUCGGGUCCUGAAGCUCGGUGCUACAGCGGGAAUGCCGCCGAGUGGAAUCCAGAGCUCCUUUGCUUAG
Penicillium antarcticum is the source of this 1359-nucleotide messenger RNA. RefSeq lists its product as uncharacterized. The record is from RefSeq and is a predicted model, not a curated record. The transcript has a single exon. Lineage: Eukaryota; Fungi; Ascomycota; Eurotiomycetes; Eurotiales; Aspergillaceae. Bases 1 to 1359 code for a protein of 452 amino acids.